AUGGAGCUCUUAAGUCCUUCUAAUCGCUAUGAUUUCAUUGUCGCCAAGAGGUGGAAGCUCAUAAGGAAGAUUGGAGCCGGAUCCUUUGGUGACAUAUAUCUUGGUCUUAACAUCGCUAAUGGUGAAGAGGUCGCCGUUAAAUUGGAACCUAUGAAUGCCAGACACCCGCAACUGGUCUAUGAAAGUAGAAUCUAUCGCCUUCUUCAGAACACGUUUGCCGUUCCUCGAAUACAUUGGUUUGGCUCAGAUGGAAUGAAGAAUGAUUAUAGGGCCUUGGUGAUGGAUCUGCUGGGUCCAAGUUUGGAGGAUCUUUUUAACUACGUUGGUCGAAGGUUUACCAUGAAAACGGUUCUCAUGUUGGCUGAGCAAAUGCUUUGGCGGGUUGAAUAUGUUCACUCCAGAAAUCUUAUCCAUCGUGAUAUCAAACCGGACAAUUUUCUGAUGGGAAUCGGCCAAAGGUGCAACAGGCUUUUUUUAGUUGACUUUGGUCUUGCCAAGAAAUACAGGUUUGUUAGUCCUUUACACAAACUGGUACCAUUGUACAGAGACAGCCGCACGAAAGUUCAUAUACCAUUUCGGGAUGACAAGAAUCUUACUGGCACUGCCAGAUAUGCCAGCAUCAACGCUCAUGCUGGCCACGAACAGUCAAGGCGUGAUGAUAUUGAAUCCCUAGGAUAUGUUUUUAUGUAUUUUCUUAGAGGUCAACUUCCAUGGCAGGGAUUGAGGGCUGCAACAAAGAAGCAAAAGUACGAGAGAAUCUACGAAAAAAAACUGGCUACAUCUCCGGAGCAAUUAUGUAGAGGCUACGCAGUGGAAUUUGAAACCUAUCUUCAGUAUGCACGUGAACUGGUGUUUGAGGAACCCCCAGACUACCUCUUUUUGCGAAGACUGUUCCGCAAACUUUUUAAGACUUACGAUUUCGCUUGGGAUUCUGUCUAUGACUGGACUCUUAUGAAACAGAAACCAGCAGCUCUGUCCUCUUCGGGCAACACUGCCGGAGGUCACCAUCAAACCACCGCGACGGCUGUCGGUGGCUGCAACAAUAACAACAGUAGCAAUCAGCAGCAGAUCUCCAUGUUACAGCAGAGCGGUGCAGAUGGUCAACAAGUUGCAAACUAUCGUCGGCAAUACGUGGAAGAGACGUUCAACAACUCAGGUGUUGACUAUGCUCAACAGGCUGCGCAGGGAGGAGCAGCAGCAACACCAUAUAAGGACCCCAAUCCCAGGUUUUGA
This is a messenger RNA of Hydatigera taeniaeformis, 1233 nucleotides long. Lineage: Eukaryota; Metazoa; Platyhelminthes; Cestoda; Cyclophyllidea; Taeniidae. The record is from the annotation of a GenBank genome assembly.